This is a messenger RNA of Paramecium sonneborni, 5352 nucleotides long. Lineage: Eukaryota; Ciliophora; Oligohymenophorea; Peniculida; Parameciidae. The record is from the annotation of a GenBank genome assembly.
AUGUUUAUAAUAUAAAUUUUAUAUAUUUUCUAUCUGGCAUUCUGCUAAGAGGAAGAGAAUCAAAAUUAAUAUUUAUCAUUAGGAAUUACUGUACAAGGGUAAUAAUAUUAAAAAAUAAAAAUUUUAGAUUUGUUUCGCCAAAAACAUAAAAUCAUCAUGUUUAUUUAUUUAUUGUACCUGAGAUAAAAAAGGGCACAGAUUUAAUAGUUUUACUUAAAACAUUAAAUCCUAAUUCAGAUCCAAACUUAUAUAUCUCAAAAAUUGUAUAAGAACCAUUAUCAGCAAAAGAUGCUGAUAUUAAAGCAUGUGAAGCCAAUGGAACGGGUAAAAUUUAUGAAUAUAAAAAGACAUCUGUGUUAUAAAUAGUCGAUUGAUAUAAUAAGAUGAUCUUCUUUAUAUUUCAGUAGUAUCUCGUUCUCCUAGCAGUUACUCAUUAAGAAUAGAAUUAGAUGUGGAAUAAAUUUUAUUGGUAGAUAGUUUUUUAUCAUUUAAAUUAAAUAAUGAAAAAUAAACAUAAAUCAUAGAUUUUGAACUAAAGGAAUUAUCUAAAGAAUAAACAUAAAUUGAACUAAAUUUUUAAGCGUUGAAUUAAGAUUAUUUAGAAGAACCUUUUCAAGUUUUUAUGAAUAAAUAUGAGAAUGGACCUCCUAGCAACAAUGAUUAUGAUUAUAAAGCCAUAGACACAUGGUAAAAUUCAAAAGUCAUUGAAUUCAAUUAAACUAAAGCUUUUGAAAAAUAUAUAAUUUUAAUCUAAGGAGAAUAAGGGGCAUUAUUUAGAGUAACUGCCACUAGAAGUCAAGCUUUGAAAACUUUGAAUUAUUAUGAAAAUAUCAUAUAAGUAGUUGAUAAAGGAGAGUAUGAUUUCUAUUUUAUAGAAAAUUCUGAAUGUGAUAUUGUAAAUAUAUAAUUAAUUUAUUUUAUUAGGGUAUUCGAUUAACUCCAUUUAAAGGUUAUGCUAAAUUGUUUGUUCAUUAUAAUACUCAACCACCUUUAUUAGAAAAUUAUGAAUGGCAAGAUGAUAAACAGGAAGGAUUUAUAUAUAUUUCUAAAUAAGAACUAAUGAAUAAAAAUUUAACCAUAAAUGGUUUAUACAUUACUGUUAUGGGUCAAGAUUUAUGCACUUAUCAAUUAUCAUCUACUUGUGAAUUCAAAAUGUAUAUUUAAUCUGGUGUUACUUAUUAUAAAGAUCUAGAAAAAUCUGAAAGAAUGAACCUUUGGAUACUUGAUAACCAAUACGUUAAUACUUAAAUAUUACUCAAUUUGCAUACUAUCAAAGGAAUCAUAAAUUUUCUUAUUACAAAUUGUGAUAAUAUCUCUAUGUGUCCUUUGAGUCCAGAAUUAUUUACUGAAUAAGAAAAAUAUGAAUAAAUCACCGAUUAUAUUAUGCUAUAUUCUAAUUACAAAUAAGAAGUAUAGUAUAUAUUAGAUUGCAAAGACUCAUGUAAUUUCUAUCUCAUCGCUUAUAUUGAUUCAAAUAGUAAAUAAGAUGGAAGAUUUUCUGUAUAAUAUCAAAUUAAUGAAAAGAUAAUGGAUUUAAUUUAAAAUACACCUCAUAAAUCAAUAGUAAUCAAAGAUUCAUAUAAAUUCUAUAAAUUUCUUGUGGCUGACAAAGAUUAGUUAUAAAUUUUGAAUUUUUUGGUUACAUCAAUACAAGGAGAUGUAACAAUGUAUUUAUCGACUAAAUAUCAAAAACCAAAUAAGGAAAAUUAUGAAUUUAAAUCUCAAAAUAAUUCAAUAAAUUUUGGAGGUAGACAUAGUAUCUAACCCUAAUCUGGAACUUAUUACUUAUCAAUUUAUGGAGAAUCCUAUUCAAAAUAUAUGAUAACAGUUUAGACAAUCAAGAUUUAGGAAGACCUCAAUUAACUUGGUAAAUAUCCUUGGCAUUAUAUUCAAUUGUAUCAAGGAGAUCCUCAAGAAUAUUAUUUACAAAAUGAUGAAUUUGUUUUGUAUAAGAUAGCUUUGUAGGGUUAUAAUCAAGCAUAAAAAGAUUCAAUCAAUGUUAUUUUAUAAAAAUCAUAUGGAUAAUUAUAAAUGUUUGGAUUUGAUCAUCCUGAAACAAAUGAAACCAAAGCAAGAUGGUAGAGUGGAUAAAUCAUCACUAUUUCUAUGAAUGAUCUUAAUUAUCCAGAAAUUUUAUAUUUGAAAAUAAGAUUAUCUGAAGUAGAGAACAAUUAUGCUAGUUUUAGAAUUGCCUAUUAUAAUUCUGAUUAAAUUAUUGACUUAAUGUUAGAUGAACCAUUUUUUAGUUUUUUGUCUGCAAAUUAGUAUUAAGGCUUUAGAUAUGAAUAUCAAUAAAAAGAGAAAUUUGCAAUCUCCAAAAGUUCUUAUGAAUUCGAUCAGACUUCCUUACCUAUUCAUUUCCAAAGUUCAUAUAAUUUAGAUGUGCGAUUUUCACAAAAUAAUAACACCUUUAUAGUGUAAUAAAAUCAAGAUAUUUAUUGUUCAUAAGAGACGAAAAUUUGUUCUGCAUAUUUUUAUUUUAGUAUUGGUAGUAAUUUCGAUUAGUUUUAUUCAAUAUUAAUCUCAAGAUUAGAUUAAUCUUAAAUUUAGCUUAAAGAAGAUCAGCCAAUUUUAAAAGCUUUGCCAACAAAAACAGGAGAGGAUUUCUUUUAUCUUUAUUCUUAUGGUUAGGAAGUAAAUGUGUUAGCAUACACUUAUUAUAGUGAAUUGACCAUAUAUGCUUCAAUAGUUUAAAGUUUAGAUUCGCCAUAUCCUAAUGAUAAAAAUUAUGAUUAGAUUUCAAAAAAGCAAAAAAUUCGUUCUUAGGCUACAAUUUACUUUUCUUAAAAAUACCUAUAAAAUAAAAAUUGUGUUGAUAAAUGCAUUAUAAAAUUAACAGUUUUAGUCACUGAUUAGUUUAUCACCUAUACUAAUGGCUAUCUAAAUGAUUACACUAUAUAGUUUAACUCAAAGUUGAUCCUACUUAGAGAGUCUGAAAUCUAAGAAGGAUUUUUAAAUACCGAUGAAUUUAAAUACUAUAAAAUUCAUGUUUCUAAAAAUGAUACAAAUCUCAUGAUUAUGCUUAAUCCAGAUUCCAAUUGUGAUGCUGAUCUUUUAAUUUCAAAAUCUUAAUAUCCAAAUCUUGGUGAAUAUGAUUGGGGAUCUUUUGAUUAUUAAAGUGAUGCAAUAAUCAUCGAACCUGGAAACAGUCUUCACCCUGAUUUACCUGGUGACUAUUUGUAUUAACUUUAUUUAAUAUCAUUAGUGUUGGAGUACAUGGUUUUUAGGAAUGUUAAUUUGUUAUUUAAUACAAUCUUGAUAAAUAUGAGGCUUAUGAUAUCUUCCAAAAUUAACCAUUUAAAUUGUAACAAUCUUAAAAUACAUUAGUUAUGUUCAGAAAGAUUACACCUUAUAUUUAAGAUUAAACCCUUAUUAAGAAACUCCAGCUUUUAUGAUCUUUGUUUAAUCACUUUCUGAAACAGCAUACUUUUAUGUAGACGAAUUAGAUAUUGCUUCAGCGAGAUUCAAUACAUUAAAGAAAAAUGUAGCUGAGUUCAAAUAUAACAAUUCUUAGUAGGGUUAUUAAAAGCAUUUUAAAACUGAUCCUUUAAAAUAAGACUAAGUCUUAAUUAUAGCACUUAGAACUUAUACUUCAGAGGUUGUUACAAUACAAGUUAGUAGUAAUGAGAAUGAAAUCUAUUUGGAAUCAUAAACCCUUUUCUAAUAUUUCCUAGAAUAAAAUUAAAGUGUUACAUUUAUUAUAAAUCCAUAUUUUGAUAGUAAUAUUACUUAACUUUAGAUUCAUUUGUAUAGUGGUUCAAUUUCUUGCGAUUACACUUAUGAUAAAUAUUAUGAAAAUGAAGAUUAUAGUACUUUACAUUUAAUAGAUAUUCAUGGGGAAAAUUAUGAAAAUUAUUACAAUAUUAGUAAUAAAAAAGAUUAUCCUAUAAAAAUAAAUUUCGAAGCCAUUUAUAACUCUCAUUUUAGCAUUUAAUAUUUUAAUGAAAAUGAGGAAAAUAAUUACAUUUAGUAAAUAUUUAACUUAAGCCUAGUUCAAUAUAUCCCUAGCAUGUAUUACUAUAAUCCUAUGCUGAAAAAGUAUUAUGGUUUAUAAAUGAUGAAUUUUCUAAAAUGUCAAGUAAUCUGACAACAUUUUCAAUAUCAAUUUAGAUUUAAGAAGAUAUGAAUCCUUUACUCUCUAAUCAAAAACAUAGAUCUUUACCAAUUUUAAAAGUCUAUAGCAAUACUUCACAACUUUAAAUAUAACCUAUUUAAUAAACAAUACUAUCUAAUUUGAUUUACAAUGAAUAUAUUUAGAUAGAUAAUUAAUAUAAAAUCGUCUUGUAAAAUUAACAGUAAUUUGAGCAAUACUAUUAAAUUUCGGUUGGAACUUCAGAUCUAAGACUUUUGUUACCAAAAUUAAAAUAAAUUGGAACAAAUAAAUUUCAUUAAAAUACAUACUGGGCUUUUUCACCUACAAAUAGAUACAUCUUUUAUGAAAUGUAAUUUUGUAAUGGAAUCUUUUCUGUUUUUACUGGAAGCUACUAUGAAUCCUUAUUAAAUGGUGAAUAUGAUUAAAAAAUAGAUAUUAGAUAAAAAUAGGUAUUUGGAUUUUUAGAAUAAAAAUCAUUUUAUGAUAUGAUAUUUUUUUAAUUUAGUUUUAUUAAGUAAAUCAAUAACAAGAUACCUUUUGCCUAAUAUACGAUUAGAGUUUAUCAAGUAGAUGAUUAAAAUGAUAUACCUUAUGAUGUUUUCUUCCCAGGAUCUCAGGGCUUUUUAACUUCUAAUAUUAUAGACGAUAAUGAUGAUAAUAUAUCUCUCUUUAUUGAAUUUAGCCCUUUAUUAUAGAGUAAAAAGGAUGAUUAAGAAAAAUUUGAAGUGAAAUAAAUAGAAUAUUUUGUAAUUUUACAAGAAGGAAGUGAAAAUGAUGAUGCAGAGAUUAAUUAUUGUUCAGAACCAUUCAAUUAAGAUAGAAUUGUUCAAAAUUUAAAUGAUAAUGAUACAUCAUUAGUUUUCAAUAUAACUUUUCCGAAAUUUAAAUGGCAAAAACAGAGAAAUUUUGUUUUUACUAUUUUAGCUACUGGUAAUUUAUGUAAUUUUAAAAUUAGUGGAUGUUAAUUUAUUUAGGGAUGAUUAGAGGAUCUCUUUAGAUUAUUAUUAUGAACCAUAACGUAUUAGAUGGAAUUCCAAAUAAAUAAUGUUAUAAGAGUAGGAUUCAUUUAAUUAUUAAUUGAUAGGAGUUUGCAUAGCAAUAAUUCUUUUGAUAUUCAUUAUAGUUGGAUUUUUGAGGAUAAAAAAAAAAUUGAUGAUGUAAUUAUAAAAGUUAUAAUAAGUUCAAAAUAUGAGAGUAAUGAGAUAAGAUUAUAACAGACAGAGGGAGUAGAAAUGCAUUAUAAUGGUUUAAAUCAAUGA